Messenger RNA from Cryphonectria parasitica EP155, 1749 nucleotides. Its product is annotated as FAD/NAD(P)-binding domain-containing protein. The transcript has 5 exons. The record is from RefSeq and is a predicted model, not a curated record. NCBI's taxonomy places the organism in Eukaryota, Fungi, Ascomycota, Sordariomycetes, Diaporthales, Cryphonectriaceae. Gene Ontology annotation, molecular function: NADP binding; flavin adenine dinucleotide binding; N,N-dimethylaniline monooxygenase activity. Bases 1 to 1749 code for a protein of 582 amino acids.
AUGGUGGGGGACUCUAUCUCCGGAGAGGCCGGAGCCCCCUUCCGUUGCAAAGAGGAGCCCAUCGAGAACGAACGGCCACUGAAGGUGAGGGUCAUCGGAGCUGGCCUCUCGGGCGUCUACCUUGGCAUCAGAAUCCCUCAGCGUCUACGAAACAUCGACUUCAAGAUCUAUGAGAAGAAUGGCGGCAUCGGCGGCACGUGGUGGGAGAACAGGUAUCCCGGCUGCGCUUGUGACAUACCAGCCCAUUCGUAUCAGUUCACCUUCGAACCGAACAAAGCCUGGUCCGGCUUUUACGCCACCUCAACAGAGAUCUGCAAGUACAUCGAUGGCGUGGCUGAGAAGUAUGGGGCGAAGAGGUUUGUUCAGCUGCACCAUGAAGUCGUUGACUGUACUUGGGUGGAAAGUCUCAAACAAUGGCGCGUGACUGUCCACCGCCUGGACACCAAAGAGGACAUUGUGGAGACCGUGGACAUUGUGGUGACCGCCCGUGGGUCCCUGAACAAGACAAAGUGGCCACAGAUCCCAGGAAUCGAUGAUUUCGAAGGAGAGAAAAUGCACUCUUCAGCAUGGAACGAAAAGUACGACUUCCGCAACAAGAAGAUUGCCGUGAUAGGUGGCGGUUCCAGUUCCAUCCAGAUCGUUCCAGAGCUGCAGAAAGUUGACGGCGCUCAGCUUCACGUCUUUGUUCGAAACAAGACCUGGAUCAUAAACCGGUUCGGAGACUACAUCAUGGGCCAGAUGGGAUGGGAUACAAAGGACUUGGAAAUCUCGGAUGAGCGCAAAGCAGAAUGGGAGGAAAGUGAUGAAGCGUACCUCAAAUUCAGAAAGCUACUCGACGAUGACGGCAACUUCGUCCACUUCUCCUCCCUCACCGGCUCCGACAUGCAAAGAACAUUCAUAGAGACGUUUUCGAAAGUGACUCAGGACAGACUCUUGAACAGGCCUGACCUGCUUGACGUUUUCUCGCCGCCGUUUGGUGUGGGCUGUCGCAGGAUCACCCCUGGUCCGGGUUAUCUAGAGGCCCUGUGCGAGCCCAACGUCAACCUCGUUACCAGGAAUAUUGAGGUAAUCAACAAAACUGGCCUGGUAGUGGAAGGGCGACAAAUAGAUGCCGAUGUCCUCGUCUGCGCAACCGGCUUCGAUACCUCGUGUAUCCCUGGCUUUACGGUGGUCGGCAGAAACGGCGUGACCAUUGCGGACAAGUUCGCGCCAUUCCCCAAGAGCUACCUAUCGCUAGCGGUGGACGGCUUUCCAAACUACUUCAUGAUGCUCGGACCAAACUCAGGCAUCGCCGCUGGGUCUCUGAACCCAGUCCUGGAAGCCGAGGGAGACUACAUCAUCAAAUGCAUCCGCAAGCUGCAAAAGGAGGACUAUCUCACGAUGGCGCCUAAGAAAGCGAGGGUAGAGGACUUUUCCGACCUUGUUGGAGAGUAUUUCAAGAGGACUGUGUAUAUGGACGAAUGCAAGAGCUGGUACAAGACCGAGGGCGGCACGGGGGGACGCAUUUCAGCCCUCUGGCCGGGAAGUAUGUUGCAUCUGCUAGAGGCCCUCAGGGCACCGCGCUGGGAGGACUUUGACUUUGAGGCCAAAGACCAAAAUCGUCUACGCUGGCUGGGCAAUGGAUUCAGCGUUUGUCUUACAGGGGGUGGUGACCCGUCUUUUUAUUUGAACCCCGAUGUCGUGGACGUGCCCCCAGCCGGAACACCAGAGAUGGAUCUGAGGUACAAGGCUAGACCAUUCUCUCACUGA